Ceratotherium simum simum (southern white rhinoceros) is the source of this 895-nucleotide messenger RNA. It is a transcript of the gene DCUN1D2, whose product is annotated as defective in cullin neddylation 1 domain containing 2. Gene Ontology annotation, molecular function: ubiquitin conjugating enzyme binding; ubiquitin-like protein binding; cullin family protein binding. NCBI's taxonomy places the organism in Eukaryota, Metazoa, Chordata, Mammalia, Perissodactyla, Rhinocerotidae. The record is from RefSeq and is a predicted model, not a curated record. Gene Ontology annotation, cellular component: ubiquitin ligase complex. Gene Ontology annotation, biological process: protein neddylation.
UGUCCCGGGAGCUGACGCCGAGGACAAGGACGGCGCGGCCAGGCCUGGGCUGAGGCGGCCGGGGCGCCUGCGCAGACGGCCGGGGUCGGAGAGAAGCUGGGGAGCGCGCAGGAGAAUGCAUAAGCUUACAUCGUCUCAGAAGGACAAGGUCCACCAGUUUAUGGCGUUUACUCAGGCUGGCGAGAGCACUGCCAUCUGCUGCUUAACGCAGAAUGAGUGGAAACUAGACGUGGCCACAGACACCUUCUUCCAGAACCCAGACUCGUUCCACAAGGACUCCAUGAGAAACGCCGUGGACAGGAAGAAGCUGGAGCAGCUGUAUAACAGGUACAAAGACCCACAAGAUGAAAAUAAAAUUGGAAUUGAUGGGAUUCAACAGUUUUGUGAUGAUUUAAGCCUCGAUCCUGCCAGUAUCAGCGUUUUGGUUAUAGCAUGGAAAUUCAGGGCAGCGACUCAAUGUGAAUUUAGCAAAAAGGAAUUUGUAGAUGGCAUGACAGAGCUUGGGUGUGACAGCACGGAGAAGCUGAGAGCCCUUCUGCCAAAGCUGGAGCAAGAGCUUAAGGACACAGUGAAGUUCAAGGACUUGUAUCAGUUCACCUUUUCCUUUGCCAGGAACCCCGGGCAGAAAGGUCUAGAUUUAGAAAUGGCUGUUGCAUAUUGGAAUUUAGUAUUAUCUGGAAGGUUUAAAUUUUUAGAUCUCUGGAACACCUUUUUAUUGGAACAUCACAAAAGGUCAAUCCCAAGGGACACUUGGAACCUUCUGCUAGAUUUUGGAAACAUGAUUGCAGAUGACAUGUCUAACUAUGACGAAGAAGGAGCGUGGCCUGUUCUUAUAGAUGAUUUCGUAGAGUACGCACGGCCAGUAGUCACCAGCGGUAAACACAGCCCUUUCUAG